This is a messenger RNA of Centropristis striata (black sea bass), 884 nucleotides long. Its product is annotated as calcium and integrin-binding protein 1-like. The coding region runs from base 109 to 678 and encodes 189 amino acids. The transcript is spliced from 7 exons. Gene Ontology annotation, molecular function: calcium ion binding. The record is from RefSeq and is a predicted model, not a curated record. Lineage: Eukaryota; Metazoa; Chordata; Actinopteri; Perciformes; Serranidae.
CCGGAAGUAAGCGAUGUAAAGUGUUAAACGUAGUUGUUGUCGAGUAGUUAGUUCGGUGGGUAACUCUUUACCACAACAAAAGUUCAUUUUCAAGUCGAGAUUCUCAAAAUGGGCACGUCGGCGAGUCAACUUGGGAAGGAUUUGCUCUCAGAAUAUCAAGAGCUGACAUUCUUGACAAAACAAGAAAUUCUUCUUGCUCACAAGAGAUUCACUGAACUGCUCACAAAAGAUGAGAAAGACCAUCAUAAUACCAGAGUACCUAUGGAGAGGAUUCUCACUCUGCCAGAGCUCAAGUCCAACCCUUUCAGGAAAAGAAUCUGUCAUGUAUUCUCAACAUCUGAACAGAAAGAUGGAAGCCUCACAUUUGAGGACUUUCUGGAUCUCUUGAGUGCCUUCAGUGACUCCGCUACUCUGGAAAUCAAAUCCCAUUAUGCAUUCCGUAUAUUUGACUUUGAUGAUGAUGGAACUCUUGAUUGUGGUGAUCUGGAGAAGCUGGUUAACUGCCUGACUGGUGAGACAACUGACACAAGACUAACGACUGAAGAAAUGAGACAGCUCAUCAACAAUAUUCUUGAAGAGUCAGACAUCGACAAGGAUGGAACCGUGAACCUCUCAGAGUUUCAGCAUGUCAUUUCAAGGUCGCCAGAUUUUGUCAGCUCUUUCAAGAUUGUCCUGUGAAGACCUCUAGAAAGUUGUGGAACUGCAUCAAAUCUUAAACUCUCAUAUGGUGUUUAAUUUUUAAUAGAACACUUUUAGAUAUUUGCCUUAAAUUAUAAUUAACUGUGGAUUUUACUGCCUUAACUCUUUUAUGCAAUGUCUGUGAAAUAUAAAACCUGUAAUUUUUUUAUUUCCAUAAAGAAAAUUAAAAUUAUUUUCAAAAACUA